This is a messenger RNA of Ectocarpus sp. CCAP 1310/34, 780 nucleotides long. NCBI's taxonomy places the organism in Eukaryota, Phaeophyceae, Ectocarpales, Ectocarpaceae. The record is from the annotation of a GenBank genome assembly.
AUGAAGGCCUUCGCGGAGGCAGGGCAGAAGGUGGUUGAGCGGUCCAACUCGCGAGAAAACACCACCGUGGUCACCACCAUCGGCGCCAAUGGUGCCACGUGGGCGCCAACCAUUAUCUUCAAAGGACAGCGACUCCAGCCUGACUGGUUCACCGAGAGGAACGGCUCGAAGGAUGCGAGGUACACGUGCACAGACUCUUCGUUCAUGCAGGGCGACGUGUUCAUCAAGUACUUCAAGGACUUCCACCAGCAGCUUGACGACCGAGGCUUGCUCGACGGAAAGCCGCACAUCCUCGUGCUUGAUGGGCAUGCCUCACACGUGAGCUGCGAGGGCACGACGAAGAGGAAAGAGGGCCCGACCGGGCGCCCACCCCUAGAGGAUGUCCCCAUCGCCAUGACCCACGAGCAGCUGGAAGAGGCCAUUGGAGAGAGGGGCAGGAGGCAGUUGAAGGCGGGAGGGCAUGUCAUAACCGGACUCAAGGUAGGCACGGUGAUGCUCGGCGGUCUCCUGACUCAGAGGAAGCGCGCCAAGAAACUGGCGACCUCGCGGGGCUCUUUCGGCCUUCCCGACGGAGGCAACAUCACCUCGGAAGAAGUCCUGGCAAAGGCUGACGCGAAAGAACGCGCAGACAAGACAGAGGCCGAGACGAAAGUGGAGAGGGGCAGGGAGCGCGCAAGGAAGAAAAAGGAGGCGGCGGCGGCGGCGGCGGCGGCGGCGGUGGCGGCGGUGGCGCGGGCACGGCAGGCGAACACGGGGGGUCGAGGACGGGGUCAUUUUUGA